Molecule: messenger RNA, 8966 nt
Organism: Pseudophryne corroboree (corroboree frog)
Lineage: Eukaryota; Metazoa; Chordata; Amphibia; Anura; Myobatrachidae
Gene: ARHGAP26
Product: Rho GTPase activating protein 26
Exons: 24
Coding region: 364-2679 (771 amino acids)
Biological process (GO): signal transduction
Cellular component (GO): cytoplasm
Molecular function (GO): GTPase activator activity; protein binding
Source: RefSeq, a predicted model, not a curated record
GAGGUGGGUGGGAGGUGUCUCGGCCGCCUCAGUGGGAGGUGGCGGGCAGUGGCCAUGAGAUCAUAGGGCCUUAUCUGUGAGGCCCCCUCUGCUUCUGCUCUCCCUCUGCCUCCCCGGCUCCAACACGGGAGCGGAGAGCCGGAUGCCAUCACAGCCGGGGUUACCUCAUCCACCCCAGCAGCAGCAGCAGCCCGCUCCCUGAGCUCCUCCCAGUGCAGGGGGAACUUUCAAUGAAUGCACCUCCCCGGCUGUCCUGCCCGCAGCACCAUGUCCUGAGCCCUCUCCGGUCUCCGCAUUUCCAUGCUUUGCUACUAGUUCGCAAUCGCCUGGUGUCAUAGCUGCUGCUCCUCCACAGAGCGGAAGAUGGGAUUGCCCCCACUGGAGUUCAGUGAUUGCUACUUGGACAGCCCGCAGUUCAGGGAGAGGCUGAAAUCGCACGAAACUGAGCUGGACAAGACCAACAAGUUCAUUAAAGAGCUGAUCAAGGACGGGAAGUCCCUGGUGGCAGCGCAUAAAACUCUGUCGUCCGCAAAGCGGAAAUUUGCUGGAUCGCUGAAUGAAUUCAAAUUCCAAUGCAUUGGUGAUACGGAAACUGAUGAUGAAAUCUGCAUUGCCAAGUCUCUGCAGGAAUUCGCUACUGUGUUGGGGAAUCUUGAAGAUGAGCGGAUGCGGAUGAUUGAAAAUGCUGGGGAAGUUCUCAUUACUCCUCUUGAAAAAUUUAGAAAGGAACAAAUUGGUGCCGCUAAGGAAGUGAAAAAGAAAUACGACAAAGAGACUGAGAAGUACUGCAGUGUACUGGAGAAGCACAUGAACCUCUCAUCCAAGAAGAAAGAGGGGCACCUUCAUGAGGCCGACAGCCAGGUGGACCAGAUGAGGCAGCAUUUCUAUGAGGUGUCACUGGAAUAUGUUUUGAAGGUCCAUGAAGUUCAAGAGCGGAAAAUGUUUGAGUUUGUGGAGCCACUGUUGGCCUUUCUGCAAGGACUCUUCACAUUUUACCAUCAUGGAUAUGAGCUGGCUAAAGACUUCAGUGACUUCAAGACACAACUUACCAUCAGCAUCCAGAAUACACGGGAUCGUUUUGAAGGCACACGCUCGGAGGUGGAGGCUUUGAUGGAGAAAAUGAAAGAGAAUCCCCAUGAGCAACAAACCAUGAGCCCAUACACAAUGGAGGGUUAUCUCUAUGUCCAGGGGAAAAGGCACUUUGGGACAUCUUGGGUCAAACAUUACUGUACCUAUCAACGUGACACAAGGCAAAUCACUAUGGUCCCAUUUGACCAGAAGUCUGGGGGGAAAGUGGGAGAGGAAGAUGUAGUUUACUUGAAGUCUUGCAUACGAAGAAAAACGGACUCCAUUGAGAAGAGGUUUUGCUUUGAUGUUGAACUUGUUGAUCGACCCAAUACUUUAACAAUGCAAGCACUUUCAGAAGAGGACAGACGGUUGUGGAUGGAAGCCAUGGAUGGUCGGGAGCCAGUUUACAAUUCAAACAAAGACAGCCAAAGUGAAGGAACUGCCCAGCUGGACAGUAUUGGCUUCAGCAUCAUCCGGAAGUGUAUCCAAGCUGUGGAAACAAGAGGAAUCAAUGAGCAGGGACUUUACCGAAUUGUCGGAGUCAGCUCUAGAGUCCAGAAGCUGUUGAGCAUGUUAAUGGAUCCCAAAAUUACCAGUGAAUCAGAAACUGAGGUGUCUACGGAGUGGGAGAUAAAAACGAUCACAAGCGCUUUGAAGACUUAUUUGAGGAUGCUCCCAGGUCCCCUCAUGACAUAUCAGUUUCAGAGAAGCUUCAUCAAAGCUGCAAAGCUGGAAAACCAGGAAUCUCGUAUAAAGGAAAUCCAUUGCCUGAUCCAUCGAUUACCAGAGAAGAACAGACAGAUGUUGCACUUGUUAAUGAAGCAUUUGUCAAAUGUUGCUGCUAACCAUAAGCAAAACUUGAUGACUGUCGCCAACCUGGGUGUAGUUUUCGGGCCUACACUUUUGCGUCCCCAAGAAGAAACUGUAGCAGCCAUCAUGGAUAUCAAAUUCCAAAACAUUGUGGUGGAAAUAAUUAUUGAAAACCACGAAAAGAUGUUUUCCACCGUGCCGGAGAUGCCACAGACAAACUCCCAGCUGCAUUUGUCUCGUAAAAGGAGCACUGACUCAAAGCCGCCUUCCUGCAGUGAGAGACCCUUAACGCUUUUUCACACAACGCAUUCCACAGAGAAAGAAGAGAAGAGGAACAGUGUAAAUUCAAGUGCAGAGUCCGUCAGUUCGUCCUGUGCAAACAGCUCAGUCAGCUCCAGCUGUGUUCAGCGCUCCAACAUGAAUAAUCUCAAUUCCAGUGACCCCGACCUGGAAGUCAUUAAAGUGAGCAGACCAAAUUCCCUAUUGAACCCGAAAAAUAUAUCAGACCUUUUAUCAAGUUCACUGAAUCCAAGUCCAACAUCACCCCUCACAUGCCCAAUGUUCUCAGCUCCAUCAAGUCCAAUGCUGACAUCAUCAACAUCUAAUGAUUCAUCUCCGACAAGUUUACCAAGGAAAGCAAAGGCCUUGUAUGCAUGCAAAGCCGAGCACGACUCUGAGCUCUCAUUUACAGCCGGCACAGUGUUCGAAAACGUUCAUCCAUCACAGGAACCAGGUUGGCUAGAAGGGACGCUUAAUGGGAAGACUGGACUCAUCCCUGAGAACUAUGUGGAAUUCCUAUAGCUUUAUGCUCUGCUAGUAUUGCAAAGCUUUACAUGGUAUCCAUGACAACUGCUGAUGGUGUUGAAGACUCUCUCUCUCUCUUUGCAUCUGUGAAUUACAGGGUGAAGGACUUUUUCUAACCUAUUGCAGUGAAUGUGUGUGUUAAUAGUAAUGUACAUGUUUCAAAUGCUAUUUGGUGGUGAAAUAUAUACAGAGAUGGAGACAUUUUUAUUUUUAGUAAGGGACCAUUUUAUGUCACUAAUGUUUUAUUGCUAGAAUUCACUGUACCUUUUAACCACUAAAAGUCAACUAUACCUGUACUCUGAACUGCAUUGGAGGCUACUUGGGAAAUAUUAUUAGCAUUUUCUCAUGUUUUUAUUUUAUAUUAUUUUGAAUGCAGAUUUUAAUGCUGCCACACUUGAAUGAAAUGGUUUAUUUUUGCCAAGUGAUUUGAAUAAGGUUACAAAUAUUGGUUCUGCAUUUCCUAAAUAUAAUCUACAUAUGGUUAAUAUUUCCAAAAAAAUUACUAUGUACUCUACGGCUGGCUUUUCCAAUAUGUUCCUUGUUUCCUUGUGUAUAACAUUUUACUAGAGCCUACAAAUGGCAGGGUCCCAGCGGUGGACCUGCUGGUGACUGUAAUGCCCAAUCCAAUGCUAUGUGUUCCCUCUAUUCCAAAGACACUCCCCCCCCCCCCCCCUCCCUUCUCUAUAACUGAAAAACCUUAACGACUCCGUCUUUUGUUUAUAGAAGUCUUGUCAUUCCAGAUUUCAAUAUUGACUGCCAGCUUCUGGUGAUAAUAAGAGCUCACGUUCAGGGUAUGCAAAAGACUUUUGAGACCCUCUUUAAAAGACACUGAAACAUAAUAAAAUGGCACUAUGACAUAAUGUGGACGAUGUUUCGACAUCUAAUUUAAGUUGCCCAUACAGAGGGAAUCCUGACACACUGCCUCGGAGCCAAGUGCUUACUGGCUAAUUUGUCUUUCAUGGAUGGGCUAUGUAGUUAAGUAGGAUGAAAAUUUGAUAGGGUCUUUGUUGGCCCAUUCUGGGGCAGCAAACACGGCAGUAUUGGGCCUAAUUAAGUAAUUGUGUUUUUGGGUAACAUAAGCCAGUGAUGUAUUAUACCACUAACACAUCUGAGCACAUGUAAUGAAAAUCUAAUACUUUACCAUGAUUUUUCAAUGUAAGAAUAGUUGUGUAUUGCUAGGGGAAAAUAGUACAAAAAUAUAUAGCUUUUAAUAAAUUUUAGGCAGUAAUGGAACUUUCUAUUUUUUUAAACAGAUUUUCUAUAUGAAUAGACCAGUAAAAAGUCAAUCAGAUUACAGGUAAACUUCAAUUAGCGGGAUGUGUGUUCAGAGGCUGGUUCUGCUCACAGCCAUUAAGGUGCAAAUAGCAUUUCGUAGUAGCGCGAGCUGCGUCUAGUUGAGUCAGCCUUUUCUCAGGAGUAUGGCGGUAGACAGAGAAACAUUUGGAAGCUGUUGAGAACUUACUUUCCUUUUUACAGGUAUGGUUUUAUUAAUAAUUAUUGAACAAACCAUUGAAUGAAAUUAUAAAAGUAAUCUCUUGAUAUGUCCCUUGCAUAUACCAUUCAGGUCAUACAGUAAUUUAUGAGACGGUUAAAUGAAAGCAAAUGUUGUCAAUUGCUUAUUGCCUAACACAUCUGAAAUAUUUGUAAAUGUGACGCUUUAAGGGUCCGCAGUUAGGACUCUGUUCGUGCAUGGCCUGCAGGGGAGGCUGCUGCAUCCUGUUUCCAUUCUGUUUAAUGUCUGUUGUUGUUUUUUUAACCUUUUUUAAGUUUCAAGUAUUUGGCUUGAUAAAUUGCUGUAUAUUUUGUUUUCCAAAUAUAACGUUGUAAAUAGAGAGUUACAUCAAGUGCUGUGAGGUAAAGUUUUAUAUUUGAUAUUUUUUGUGCACUAAUUCCGCUCACUGGGUAACAUCCACUUUGAGUGUUUUAUAGCGAUGGUUAUUGUAAAGUUCAGAGAAACGUGUAAGCCUGGCUCACUUGUUCAUGGGUCGGUAACAUAAACCAGUGGGGUUGACAUAAUAAUUUGGAACACUGCACUGUAAAUACAUUUAACCUUGCAGUCAUAUAACUCUUUCAUGCCAUCUGAUUUUAUUACUUGUUUUGUUGUACCUUAAGUCCAUUUCACUGGAAUGCAGAGUAAUACCAAAAAUCUAUCUACGAUAAUAAAAUAGUUCUUAUAAAAUAUGUCAAAUUUGCAGUUACUACAUUUAUGUUGCAUCCUCGUACCUAAGGCAGAAAUUUCAUAAGAUCAACUUAUUUUUAUGAGAUUGUGGCCUAUCAAUUCCCUGCUGAACAGAGUGUGAAUAGGGUUCAGCACACAGCAUCGUUGCUUUCAUUUUGUGUGGUAAGUCACUGGUUCUACAGUACAGAGUGAUUCAUGCAAAAUGGCAUCCGUCACAGCUCAUCGGUCCCCUGAAAACUCAUGGGUUCUUAUAGGCAUUGGUGGUUCUUGCAUAUUCAAACUUCAAUGUGUGGAGGUAACACAUGCGCACAAUGUUUUUGCACCAUAUUCUGUAAAAUUAAAUAUAAUUGAAGUUUGUAAUGUAUUUAAUUACAUUUUUAAUUGUAGUUUUUGUUUGUUUUGUUGGGUUGCUCUUCUGUUUAGUAUUUUGUUCACCAUGGUUUAUAGUCUGCCCGAUGUAGUUACAUAUGUGUCUUCAUACAUCUAGCCUCACUACGCCAUGCAACGCUAGAUGCCGGGUCAUGAGUGAGCCGCCAGCUCUCCAGCAACUCUGCCAAUGUUGAGCCUCUUUUUUUUUUUUUUUUAUGUUUGUUGAAAAUGUGCUGGAGACUUGCUAAUUCAUUUGAUAUGACACUUGUAUAUUGUGUGUGACUGAAGGGUCCAUGUACUAAAGCCUUGGAGAUAGAGAGAGUGUGAUGGAGGUAAAGUACUAGCCAAUCAGCUCCUAACUGUCUCGUCACAUCUGUGUUUGCAAAAAUUACAGUUAGGAGCUGGUUGGUUAGUACUUUAUCUCUGUCUACUUUAUCUCUCUCCAAGGCUUAGUACAUAGGCCCCUGAGUCUGUAUAUGGAACAGAACUUGUGUUGGGAAAAAAAAGCUGUGUCUGCUAAACUGUAGCACUACAUAUGCAGAUUCAGAGACUCAGUCACACACAAGUAUCAUAUAUUAUAUUAAUAAGUCCAGUGUCCUUGUGCGUACUAGCCACAUUGAGUUGUGACUGAGAUACAUUUUUCGGCCAAAAAGAUGCCUGACGGUAGAAGAUUCUCCCGUAAUCUUAUGCAUAAUUGGAGCAAAGAUGUAAGAGGACACAUCUGUAUUUCUGUUAAUAACCGAGAAACAGUUUAAUAGAUGGUAACAUACUAAAGAUGGAGCAUCUGAACAAAUGGCCACAUAAAAACAAUGCAGGCUUGUUUUCUUCCAUAAGAAAUUUAAUGUGCAAUUUUCAAUAAUGUUGUUACAGAAAAUGGAACACUAAAGCCCCAUACACACUAGACGAGAAAUAAAGAUAUCGCUCAGAAGGACCAAUCUGAGCGAGAUCUUUUACAAUCUCAUCUAGUGUAUACACUCAAUGUUAUUAACGAUGCGUGCUCCUGCGCAUCGUUAAUGACCGCCUCCCUCGUCCGAAUAUGUACAGACGAGGGAGGUCCUUGCUAACGACAGCAGCGUCGUUCCCCCCUGCUAUUACGCCCCCCCCCGCCCGCCAUUGCUCCCUUACCCGCUGGCAUUGGCAAGUGUGUCUGCACUUGCCGAUGCCGGCACAUCGCCGCUGCCAAUAUCGGCGUCGGCGGGGACUCGUUUAGUGUGUAUGGGCCUUAAGUUGCUGGGUGGUAUUUAUAACAAGACCACUUUACUUCAUUAUUGUACAGUAACAGUCCCAUUGGUUUACAUUGUAUAAAGAAAUUUAGUUUGCCUAGUUUAAAACAGAAAAUAGAAUUUAACUAGUUAUCAGCCAGUCAAAAUGACGGAACAACAUAACAGUAAUGUCAGUGCUGGCAGCUGUGCACCCCACUACAUAGCAACAAUUGAAUUGCUCCAUCAGGCUCCAUAUAGUGGCCGCCAGUGCACAAAACGCUUGAAUUCCCCCCUGUAGAAGUAAGGAGCAGCGUUAGCCUUUUAUUACAUAGGGUGCCAGAAUCCACAAAAUUAGAGUUACUGUAGAUACGGGAGCUAUCCAACUACUGCUAGUCAACAGUUAUGGUCAAAGUAUGCUGGGAGUUGUCAUUUUACAAAGAUCUCAUGUUCUCCUCUCUCUGGUAACCAUUGGCUUAACCCCUCAUUGUUCAUGUACUACACACAUACUUGGGCCGUGACGCUUUCAUGCUAUUCCGUAACAUGUCAUCUACUUUCUAGGGUCAGACUACAGUAUGCCACAUAAACACAUUUACUAACCUCUCAUCUGAUUUUUAUAGCUGUAGCUACUGUAUUGAUUUUAGUUCUCAAUGAGCUAGAUCAUCUAGGCCAGAGGUUCUCAAACUCUGUCCUCGGGGGCCCACACAGUGCAUGUUUUGCAGGUCUCCUCACAGAAUCGCAAGUGAAAUAAUUAGCUCCACCUGUGGACCUUUUAAAAUGUGUCAGUGAGUAAUUAAUACACCUGUGCACCUGCUGGGUUACCUGCAAAACAUGCACUGUGUGGGGUCCUGAGGACCGAGUUUGAGAACCUCUGAUCUAGGCACUCCUGCACUCCCAUUAUUUAUUUACAAGUAGCUUACACCUGGUUUAAAUCAACUUGAACUGUAAAACUGUAUGCAGUUAUAUUUUUGCUGGUAUAAUUAGCUGUCUUUCAGGGUUGUUCCGAGUGGAGUAUGAAACUUAAAGGCAGUUACUGAAAUAUCAUCUUUUUCCUUUGUUAAAUGGUAAAUGGAACAAGUGUGUUUCUUAUUAUCAUUUAUUUUUAUACAUCCUAUAAAUUGUAAGAUUUCAUUUGUGAUGUAAAAAUAGAAUUCUGGACUCUUUAACGCUGCAGGCUGCACUUCCAGGUUAUCACUGACUUGCAUUAUUUCUCUUAUCAGACACAAGUUAUUGUAGUGACGUUUUCUCUCGUGAUGUGUCAGCUAAACCAGACUGCAAAUCAUAAAUCUGUGUCUUUCACUGGCCGGUUAUGAGCAGAUGAUCACUGUAACAGCUAAUCUAGAAGGAAUGUCUGCUGUUUGUUUUUCUGUGGGCACUUCAUAAAUAGUGCUGCUACUAAUUCUAUGGGAUCACAGUUUCUGCAGUUCACUUUAACAGUGCCAAAGUCUGCUUAUUUGUAGUACACUCAUGUGUAUACAGUAUGUGUCAGUGAUCCCAGUCUCUGAUGCGUCUCUUCAGUGUAUUGAUUAGUUACCAAGGGGUCUAUUUACUAAGCCUUGGAUGGAGAUAAAGUGGACAGAGAUCAAGGGGGUGAUUCCGAGUUGAUCGCAGGCUGCAACAUUUUGGAGCCCGUGCGAUCAACUAGACGCCGCGUAUGGGGGAGUGUAGUUUUGCAUAGCAAGGCUGUGAUCGCUUGUUCAGCCCUGCUAUGCAAAAAUGUUUUGUGUAGAACAAGACCAGGGUAAGAGGUAUUACCCUGUGCGAUGAAUACAGCGUUGCAGGUCCCGGAAUUGACGUCAGACAUCCGCCCUCCAAACACCCUGGACACACCUGCGUUCGCCGCACCACUACCAAAAAACGGUCAGUUGACACCCACAAACGCCCUCUGCCUGUCAAUCUCCUUAUGAUCAGCUGUGCGAAUGGAUUCUUUAUUAAAUCCAUCGCUCAGCAACGAUCUGCUUUGUAGCCGUACGACGCGCCUGCACAUUGCGGUGCAUAUGCAUGCGCAGUAGUAACCUGUUCGCUGCGCUGCGAAAAAUGGCAGCGAGCGAUCAACUCGGAAUGACCCCCAAUCGGCCAAUCGGCUCCUAAUUGCCACGUUAUAGACUGUGUUUUAAAAAUGACAGGAGCUGAUUGGCUGCCACUUUAUCUCCCUCCACUUUAUCUCCCUCCACUUUAUCUCCCUCCACUUUAUCUCCAUCCAAGGCUUAAUGAAUAGACCCCUAAGUUUGUUAAAACUUUGCGGCAGGAAGUAUUGAGAUAGGAGUUACAAUUUCAUGCUCGAAUGCCGAGCUCUCAUAAGAACGAUACGUAUGAAGAUUCUGGGUUUACAAAUAUUGUGUGACUUUUACAUUGCCAAAUAAAGGUAUAUACAAUGUACACGUCUUAUUCCAUGAAGCAUUCUUUGAGCAGUGGUUUUCUACCUUGUAUGCCUGUUGUUGUUAUGCCUCUUUAGUUUAUGUACUGUUUCCCUGCUCUUCUGUUCUGUUUUAAAUGUAUGAAAACAAUUACCAAUACAUUGCUUACUACUGAUGUAA